Messenger RNA from Tinamus guttatus (white-throated tinamou), 362 nucleotides. The record is from RefSeq and is a predicted model, not a curated record. Lineage: Eukaryota; Metazoa; Chordata; Aves; Tinamiformes; Tinamidae.
UCUAAUAUUGUUUUAUUAGAUUUCGAAAGAUUUGCUGCUCAAAAUAAAAGAUACUGUUCUUCAGAAAGCUGUUGAUGGCAUGAAGAAAGAAGGUGUCCCCUAUCUAGGUGUGCUUUAUGCUGGGUUAAUGCUUACCCAGGAUGGACCUAAAGUUCUAGAAUUUAACUGCAGAUUUGGUGACCCAGAAUGUCAGGUACUUCUUCCACUGCUGAAAAGUGAUUUGUAUGAAGUUAUGCAAGCAGUCAUUGAUAGAAAGUUGUCUAGUUCCAUGCCUGUUUGGUUCGAAGACAGUGCAGCUGUGACCGUGGUCAUGGCUAGUGAAGGGUAUCCAGGAACAUAUCCCAAAGGUUUGGAAAUAACAG